ACCAACUGCAACGCGGUCACAGAUUCACGUGGCGUUACAAGCCAGAUAAAUGCCGCCUCUUCGAGAUUGACGCUAAAUCACCUCGGGCCUCAGUGAGUUGAGUAACUAUCACGUACUAGUACCGAUAUGACGGGUCACUGUCUUGUCAUUCUUACUGUCGGUGUUGUGUCACUAUUUUUCAGCGUUUGUGGACAAGUUAUAUCACGCGGUCCGUGUCCACCAGUUUUGCUACAACGCGACUUCAACGUUAAUAAUUACAUUGGUUCGUGGUACGAGAUUGAAAGAUUUCCAGCAUCGUUUGAAUCUAGUCUGAAAUGCAUUAAUGCAAAGUACUGGCUGAAACAAGAUGGCACUAUUUGGGUAAUCAACAAUGGGACAGACAUCGAGACCGGUGAACAAACUACGAUUGAAGGCUACGCCUGGGUUCCAGACCCAAACGUGCCUGCUAAGUUGAAAGUGAGAUUCCGAUGGUGGAUGCCUGCGGGCGACUAUUGGAUUAUGAGGACCGACUACGACACUUACUCUGUAUUGUACUCCUGUGAUGAUUUCAUAUUCGGAUUUUUCAAAAUGGAAUAUGCUUGGAUUCUAAGCCGUAAUCGCUCUUUGAAUACUGGUACCCUGACAGACAUCAAACGAGAUAUACAAGACCGUGGUGUUGAUAUCAGUCACUUCCUAUCCUCUGACCAGAUUGGUUGUGAUGCUAAAGAUAACACUUUGAAAUAUAAGCCCUUGGACGAGGAUCUGUCUGUCAUCAACACCUAGGAGCUCAGAGUUGCAAAUUUCAGUUAUUUCGCACUCGAAAGAGAUUCCUCGACUCCACAGAUGAGUUAGAACCCAUGUUCAAUCUGCCAUUUACGUUGGUUAUACUGAUUUCAGUGAUAUUUGUUAUUAUACACCGUGACACAGCGGCAAAAGUCUGGACGA
This is a messenger RNA of Saccoglossus kowalevskii, 924 nucleotides long. Its product is annotated as apolipoprotein D-like. Gene Ontology annotation, molecular function: lipid binding. Gene Ontology annotation, biological process: lipid metabolic process; lipid transport; response to reactive oxygen species. Gene Ontology annotation, cellular component: cytoplasm. NCBI's taxonomy places the organism in Eukaryota, Metazoa, Hemichordata, Enteropneusta, Harrimaniidae. The record is from RefSeq and is a predicted model, not a curated record.